Molecule: messenger RNA, 1026 nt
Organism: Gigantopelta aegis
Lineage: Eukaryota; Metazoa; Mollusca; Gastropoda; Neomphalida; Peltospiridae
Product: meiotic recombination protein DMC1/LIM15 homolog
Biological process (GO): DNA repair; reciprocal meiotic recombination; DNA strand invasion
Cellular component (GO): condensed nuclear chromosome; nucleus
Molecular function (GO): double-stranded DNA binding; single-stranded DNA binding; ATP-dependent DNA damage sensor activity
Source: RefSeq, a predicted model, not a curated record
AUGCUCCAAGAAGACCAAGUUGUAUGUGAAAAUGAACUCCAUGAAGACUUUGAUGAGGAAUCUUUCUUUCAAGACAUUGAUAUUCUACAGAAUCAUGGAAUAAAUGUUUGCAGACCUGAAAAAACUAAAGCUGCUGGAAUAUGUACCAUAAAGGGAAUUCAAAUGACAACACGGAAGAAGCUCUGCAAUAUCAAGGGCAUUUCAGAAGCUAAAGUGGAUAAGAUAAAGGAAGCUGCUGGAAAGCUCUCAAGUGGUGGGUUUCUAACUGCACUAGAAUACAGCGACAAAAGAAAAAUGGUCUUUCGAGUCACAACUGGUAGCCAGGAAUUAGACAAAUUACUUGGAGGUGGUAUUGAGAGCAUGUCCAUUACUGAAGUAUUUGGAGAAUUUAGAACUGGCAAGACUCAACUAUCACAUACACUCUGUGUGACUGCUCAGCUUCCAGGAAGAAAUGGUUACUCAGGAGGAAAAGUUGUCUUUCUCGACACAGAGAACACAUUUCGUCCAGAUCGAUGAGAAAUAGCAGACCGAUUCAACCUGGACCACAAUGCUAUGUUAGACAAUGUACUAUAUGCAAGAGCAUACACCAGUGAACAUCAAAUGGAGUUAUUAGAUUGUGUUGCAGCCAAGUUUCAUGAAGAACCUGGUGUUUUUAAACUAUUAAUUGUAGACUCAAUUAUGGCUUUGUUUCGUGUUGACUUCAGUGGACGAGGAGAACUAGCUGAUCGUCAGCAAAAACUAGCUCAGAUGCUCUCAAGACUUCAAAAAAUAUCUGAAGAAUACAAUGUUGGAGUCUUUGUGACAAACCAAAUGACAGCAGAUCCAGGAGCCACAAUGAGUUUCCAAGCUGAUCCUAAGAAACCUAUAGGUGGUCAUAUUUUAGCUCAUGCAUCUACCACCAGAAUCAGCCUAAGAAAGGGGAGAGGUGAAGUUCGUAUUGCAAAAAUUUAUGAUAGUCCUGAUAUGCCAGAGAAUGAAGCAACAUUUGCUAUUACCCCUGGAGGAAUUAAUGAUGCAAAAGAAUAA